This is a messenger RNA of Hydatigera taeniaeformis, 6132 nucleotides long. The record is from the annotation of a GenBank genome assembly. NCBI's taxonomy places the organism in Eukaryota, Metazoa, Platyhelminthes, Cestoda, Cyclophyllidea, Taeniidae.
AUGAGCACAAAUGAGCAGAUCAAUGAUGGAACUGCGAGUGAGCUAUCUAGUGGGAAUACAAAUCCAGCACAUCCCUCUGAGUCCUCCGUUUUUCCUGAUCUUGUCUGCCUUCUCCUCCGCCGGCUCCUACCUUCUGCCCGGCAACGAGUUUGCAUUUUCACCGAUGUCUAUGAGCCCUGUGCUGCUCAUCUGAAAACUCUCCUUAGCCUCCUCCUUCAAUCAUCCAAUAUUAAUGACGGUAGCGGUUUCGUCGAAGACUUAGUACGACAAGUGUCUCUGAUUAAACCGGAGCAGGGGGUUGUAACAACGCGAGACGAGGUGAUGAGGGCUCUAGAACCCUUCCUUUAUCGCUUCAUUGAUGAUGAGGAGGAUGAAGAAGAUGAGGAUGAAUCAGCAACAAGAAGUAGUAAUCGAAUAGAGGACCUAGUCCGAAUCGAUGUCGUUUCUGACCAUCUGACUGAUCAGCAGCGAGCCCUUCAUGACCAUAUUCUAACCGACAAAACUUGUGAACGUGCAGUGAGGUCGGGUCAUCUUACUGAUCUUCUCAACUGUCUAUCGGCGGGUGCGCGGCUCUGUUGCCAUCCUUGGCUUCUCAGCUGUUUUGAUGAACCCGCGCAAUGGUUGCUGCAGGACCGGGAACCCGCUUUCUCCCCACCCCUUGUUACUGUCCCUGGCCUGCAUUUUGAUGGUCCUGCGUCCCUUUUGGAGCUGCGACGUACAGACGACGAAAUCUCACCUCAUCUGUUGCACCUCCCGUCAGCCCUACAAGCACCAGCACAUGUACGUUCGCGAUUAAUGCAAUUGCUGCCGGAUGCAGAACAGUUAAAGCACUUGCUAAUUACGCCGUGCCCCUCGAAGCGGGCUGGCGAGACAUCCGGGACCCCCCUGUUAGCAAUAAAGAGAUUGAGGAGGGGACAAGUGGCCCCAGUGGGGAGUAUCGAAGAGCAGGAAGAACCUUUCAUCACUCGAGAUACCCUUCGAACAGUUCUCCUGGAGACGGCAAACGCGUCAUAUGCUAAGAAUGAAACCAUCGCCGAGCCUAUGGAUAUUCAUCUGAGUUCAUCAGUAGAGAUGGAAUCACCCCUUCCUACUAAUGCCGACCUCGUUGAGCAGGGCUCGUCAGCAGUUCCAAAUCACAUCCUCAGUGCUGAAGGCAAAGUGGGGAUUGCUUUCUUUCUCCUAUCUCUUUUUGCUUACACUAACUCGCCCUUCAGCCUACUCUGCACUCGUGACAAAGCUGUCGGCUUGCCAUUACAAUUAGCGACUACAUCUACAUGUCCCCUGAAAUCAGUGGAUGUAGAGACGGUUAUCAAUCAAUUUUAUCCUCUCUUGUCCUCCACUCGCUGGCUUUGUCCUCAAACAAUACCUCAUCUUCUACCCCAGUUUCUCACCUCCUCUGGUAAAAUUCAACGGUUGCGCAGUCUUCUGCUCGAUCUGGUACGAUCACCGUCGCCAUCGUCCCGACCUUCUGAGACACAUCUAUCGCAGAAUCACACAAAUCGAACUCCCUCCCGACGUCCCCGUGUAAUCUUCCUUCUUUGCCAUCGCACUGCACUGCUCGACCUCCUCACUGCCUGGUUGUCCAUUGAUCCGUAUCUGGCCAGUCUUGCUCUUCUCCGUGCUCCUAUCGACCAGCUAGAUGCAGACGGUGAGGAUGAUUCUAUGCUGCUACUGGACGAUAGUCAUGCCAAGAGUGGAAGAUCGCUGUGGGUAGACCAGGUGAACGCCUGGCCCAGCGGCAUUCAGGGUCCCCUUCUUGUCCUCCUACAUGCCCGCUCUCCGUCGCUGUCUGCCGCUGGUUUACGGAUGGGGCCAGAUACGCGCCUUGUUAUCUGCGAUGCGGAUUGGCGAAAGGAUGUUGUCAGCACGGUUAAGUCGAAGCUGCGUUGCUGGUCAAUAAACGGAUUGGUAGAUGUACCCCCGAGGACUCGCUGCAACGAGUCCCUUCCUCCUCUUCUUCAAGCCUACCGUUUGGUAACGGAGUGGGAUAGUGGGGACAGUGUAGAGGCCCGUCUAGUCAAGUCGACAGCCAUCCAACUUUUGCCUGAUUCGGUUUUCAUGACCGCAUCGCCUCCCGCCGCUUCUGCUGCAUUCGCCUCCACUGGCAGAUCACGUAGUGCCGUUGCACUGCCACUAAUACCUCCUUCCUCUCGGGUGCAGCCGAAUGUGGUGCGACAAUUGGUCUCGUGCCUUCGUCGGCGUGCUCUUUGGCGCAGCAAGACGGCGCUGCCGCCUUUGCAGUCGCAGGUUUCCUCAAAUACCUCGAUGCCCCCUCCUCUGGACUCAGAUGGGGUGGAAGAGGAAGAGGAGGCGACUACCACGCAGGAUGAUGAGUCGGACAAUGCCUCGCUUUUCCAUAAACGAGCACCAAUUCAAAAGGAUCUACUCAUUCAGUGUUUUGACCUCCAUGAGCCACCACGAGACGUUCAAGCUUGGUGUUCUAGCCUCGCCGAGCCUGCCGCCAUAGCUGUGGAAAUGCACAGCGACUGUCUUGAUCCCCAAUUGGAAUCAGUAGUUUCACUUCCAAUCUCGGAAGAUUCUCUUCUCCGUGCUGCCGGUCUAAAUUCCUAUGAUGACGUCCUAUUCCAACAAUCUCCAAUUAGGCUUGUGCCACCUGAGGUGCUGGAGAUGUGGGAGUUGGAUCAAGCCAGCUGGAGAGAGACUCUGGAAGCAGUCGUGGAGUUCACUAUGGGUCAAGGGGAACCGCUCUUUUACUUGCCUCCUGGAGAGAGUGCGGGGAACAUGGUUGAACAAGAAAUCGCUGAUGAGAACAAUCUACCCAUUGAAGAUGCUUUUAAGCUACCACUCUGGGUGCCCUCUUUCUUCGAAGACCCCGAGUUUUGCAAAGGACCCCUUCCCGCUCCUUUCGACAGGCUCGAUCUUACCAGGGCUAUCGCCUCCAAUGUCGCAAAAACUCGCGACAACUCAUCCUCUGCUACCACCUGGGGUUAUGCCUCCGAUGCAAUGGCCGAAGCUGAGCUGCCUCCAUUUUCCUCCACUGUAUCUCCGUUAUUCGAUUCUACUAACACUACAGCUACAAGGUAUCCUGGUAGUGUCGGUAGCAGCCCUGCCGUCAAUGCAUCCGCCUCAACCAAGUCAGCAGUCGAAACGGCAUCGCCGGCCAUGAGCUACGCACUCAAACGAACGGCCGUCGCUACGCUCUCCGCUCGCAAUAGUGUGAAUGUCAGUGGUGGUCGCGCUGCUGCUCCACCCUCCAAGAAACGCAGGCUUACUGGAGCUGCUGCGAUGGCUGCUAGACGUGCAGCGAGUAACAAGGCUGCUGCAGCUGCAGCUGCUACCGCUAACUCUUCUGCUGUAACUGAUGGUAGCGCUGGAAGGUUAAUACGAUUAGAACGUGAUGAAAAGCCGUUGGUCAGUUCUUCCACGCAGGACCGAGCUGAUCUCCCCUCCAAUUCAGCCUCCGGUACCGGCACGACCACUGGCUCUGCCACAGUAGCAGCGGCCUCCACCCCUACUAUUACUCCUGCCACCGUUUCUACUACCCUUACCAUGACCCUUCCUUCCAACCAGAAGAUCUCUAUUCCACGUCCCUUCUACUCUCGCGACCUUCGAACCAUUUCUGGAGGCGCAGCGAGCACCACCAAUCAAGGCGGCGGUGUUGGAAGCAGUGGUGCCAGUGCUUCAGGCACUUCCUUCAGUCCCUCAGCACGAAUCCGUCGUGUAACAUCGUCCACACAAAUUACGAGUUCGGCGCGCCUAAGCGGCUCUGGCGGUGGCUCAUCUCCAGCAGUUCCUAAUGGUGUAACAGGAGUGUUUCCUGCUCUCAACAAUCCCCAUCUCCUUGCCAAAUAUGCCAUUACUUCGACAGGGAAGCCGACUGCUUCCCAGAGGCAGGGUCCUCAUCCCUCCGGCAUGGUAUCCUUCAAAUACGGCUCCUCUUCGACUGUGGGUCAUCCUCAGUCGUCGGUUAGCGACAUCAAACCUCUUGAGUGGUCACCUCUGGAGGAGGCUGCCUUGCUGAUGUGUACUACCAAACUUCAAGACAUUCCUCUCACCGUCGGCAACUCGUGUCUUUCUCACUCCCCUCAUCAUCAAGCGACAGCUACCUCCACCUAUACACGAAUGCCAAACUUUCGUCUGGUGGAGUUUUUCCUUAACAACUUCCAUGCUACUCGCGCCUAUCGCAGCUGUCGCCAAUGCCUCCUGGUCUACUACCGCAUACUUUCUGCCCUCGUGACCUCCUCUGCGGCCGACUUGAUACUUCCACCUACUGAUGAAGACGGCCCGAUUUCGACCUACCCCCACCAUUUGCAGCACCAGCAACAUCAACAGCAUGGGUCAUCAACGAGUGUGGGACGGAAGGUGAAGAAUAAAUUGAAGAGUGGUCUCUCCACCCCUAUCAUGCCGCCUUCAGCUAGUCCGUUGGACCAAAACACCUCCAUUAGUGGUGUCUCGAACGACUUCACAGUCGCCAGUGGUGGCGCCACCGCCAGUCCUGCCAACAAAUUGAGAGGCUAUCAGUACUUCCUGUAUCUAGAGUCGCAUCUCUCUACCUUGGCUACCGCCUCUACACAAACUCCUGGAGGCUCUGCUACCGUCAACACUGCUGCUCCCAUCACCGGUCUGGUAGACAAUCAAAUAAUCAAUAUUCUUCGUAAGUGUGUUCGUGAAGCGACACCUAAGUCAGGAAAUUCGAGCAGCCACCACCACCUCCAUCAUCAUCAUCACCCUGGCGUCUCUGCAAUGGUCUCCUCCCAUCAUCCUCAGACGCAAGCUCAGCAGCGGGUGGGCGGACCAGCGACUGCAGCAACGAUGUUAAUGCGAAACGCGGCGGCGGCGGCUGCGGCCGCAGCCGCCGCUUCGGCGUCCCAAGUGCCACCACAACUGCCUAGCGGAGCGACGGUGAUUCAGAAGAAUCCAUCCCAUAUUGCUGCUCUUCAAGAGCAUAACAUCAGUCCAGAUACGUUGAUAACACCGGCGAUGGUAAUCAAGAGUAAGGAGGAACGAGAGGCACGUCAGCGAACAGAGGCCGUAGCAGCAGCUGCUGCGGCUGCUGCCGCUGUAGCCUCUUCUUCCGCCUCUCCCACGCCUUCCAGUGUUCCUUCAGUUGCUGUCGUGGCUACUUCCACGCCAUCUGUGCCUGUGUCUGGCUCUGCCGCUGUUGUUGUCGGCUCCGCCAACACUCCUGGUGUACUUCCCACCGCUAGGGUUCAUCACCACUCUCAUCAACAACAUCCAACCAUCGUUACCAUUUCUGGAACCGGCAGUCCUAGUGGUGGUUCAAACCUUCAACGCUCAGCGAGCAUUUUGCCCUUCUCUACGGCUGCAUCUGUUAAUUACCAUGGUGGCAGUGGUGCCUCCCCAACAGUCUUCCGUUAUACUACGCCGGGAUCAAUGGGUGCCGCUGCACGUCAAGUGUCCUCCACUACUGCCACCCCUACGGGUAUUCUGCGUCGUGUUGGUUCUAGUGUGGUCGGUGGCAGUCCCCAGUCGGUAUUUGCUGUCACACCUGCCACGGCCUCUGGCACUGCGCAUGUGAUCUCGAAUACGGGAGGUACAACAAUGGUUAGACGCGGUGUGACCUUGACUCCGGCGGGGGUAUCGCAAGCAGGCGGUGUCGCAAAUGCAAGUGGUUGUGGUGCUGGAGGGGUCACGGUGUUGGCCACUACAAGUAGCGCCCGACCUGCCUCGGUGAUCUACCAUCAUCAUCAACAUCAGACUUCUGGUGCUACACCUGCAGGCAUUACUCUCCUGUCGGCAGGAGCUCAGGCCCUCCCACAAAUCAUUAGACCUCGUCAGCAGUUUCGACCGGGAACCGCUCUCCCCACACAACGGUUCGUUCGCACACUUUCCGUAACUCCUGCUGGCAGUGGUAUAGCUGCAUCAGGUGCGGGCCAAGCAACAACAACGACACCGAUUCACCGCACUCGCGAUGGUCUCUUUACCUCUCCCAUCCAACAACAUACACAGCAACGCGGUGGUGGUGGUGGUGUAGUUGUUCCGGAGUCGCAGAUUCUCCUCUCACGAAUUCACCCUGUUUCCAGUGGUUCUCGGCGUCCAGCCACAGCUAACAUUGCUGCCAGCGGCGGUGCCAGACAACAGCAAUCGGGUCAGCCUACUCCUCCUCCUCCUCCUCAAUCGUCUUCUGCAUCUUCACACCAACCGCAAUAG